AUGCCCCCAAACCCUGGCCCCGCAACUCUCCCCACCCGGGGCCUCCCCCAUUGGGGCCCCACUUUCAAAGGGUACCCACUGGAACCCCCUCCCACCCCCCCCCCUCCACACCGCCGCUUCCCGGGGGCCCCCCCCGCCCUUUCCCCCCCCCGCCACCUCCCCUUGGCUGCCCCCCGCCGGCCUCACCUCACCCGGCCCCUCGGUGCGGCGGGUGCCCGGCUGUGGCGAACUCUCCCGGUUGCCGGACCCGCGCCGCUGCCUUCUUCCCCGGGGGAGGUGGUCAGGGGGAAGACCCGGGAGUGGCCAGCCCGCGAGCUGGGCGAGCACCCGCCCCCCGGGGGCCAGUGGGCGGGCCCACCUCCGCCCCUGCCCGCCCCCGUCCCCAUCAGUGUCCCCCCUGCCGGGCCGGCCGCCGUGGCUCAGCCAGGUCCGGCUUUUGGAUUGGCCUCCUCACCGUUCCAGCCAGUUGCCUUCCACCCCUCGCCUGCCGCCCUGCUGCCCGUCCUCGUGCCCAGCAGCUACCCUGGGCAUCCCGCCCCCAAGAAGGAGGUCAUUAUGGGCCGGCCUGGGACAGUGUGGACAAAUGUGGAGCCACGCUCGGUGGCCGUAUUUCCCUGGCACUCGCUUGUCCCAUUCCUGGCACCCAGCCAGCCUGACCCUUCUGUUCAGCCCAGUGAGGCCCAGCAGCCAGCCAGCCACUCUGUCUCCUCUAGCCAGAGCAAAGAGCCCGCAGAGUCCGCGGCAGUGGCCCACGAGCAGUCCCCCAGUGGGACGGGAGGCCCAGAAUCUGGACGGCCACCUGGGGCUACCUGCCCUGAGAGCCCAGCUCCCGGCCCUCCCCAAGCCCCCGGGGCCUCCGAAGGCAGCAAGGUUCCACCUCAGCAUUCUGAGGAGGAAGGCCCCGGGCCUACCGGGGAGAGCCGGCUGGACAGCGAGACCGAGAGUGACCACGAUGACGCGUUCCUCUCUAUCAUGUCUCCUGAGAUCCAGUUGCCACUCCCACCAGGAAAACGCCGGACACAGUCCCUCAGCGCCUUGCCCAAGGAGAGGGACUCUUCCUCCGAGAAGGAUGGGCGCAGCCCCAACAAGAGGGAGAAGGAUCACAUCCGACGGCCCAUGAACGCCUUCAUGAUAUUCAGCAAGCGACACCGGGCCCUGGUGCAUCAGCGCCACCCGAACCAGGAUAACCGGACCGUCAGCAAGAUCCUGGGCGAGUGGUGGUACGCUCUAGGACCCAAGGAGAAACAGAAGUACCACGAUCUGGCCUUUCAGGUGAAGGAGGCCCACUUCAAGGCCCACCCGGACUGGAAAUGGUGCAACAAGGACCGGAAGAAAUCAAGCUCAGAUGCCAAGCCCAUGGCCCUCGGCCUGGCGGGAGGUCCCAAGGAGAUGCGAGAGCGCAGCAUGUCCGAGACUGGCACGGCAGCCGCCCCUGGAGUCUCGUCAGAGUUACUGUCGGCAGCAGCCCAAACCUUGCUGGGCACGGAGGUCAAGACCCCGGCCUCUGGCCCUGGGACUGCAGAACGGCUGCAACCCGUGGGGCCCGGCCCCACCAGGCCUCGAGCGUUCUCCCACAGUGGCGUGCAUGGCUUAGACGGGGGUGAGCCGGACAGCCAGGCGCUGCAGGAACUCACCCAGAUGGUGUCGGGUCCAGCUCCCUACACAGGAUCGAAGCCUGCACCUCAGUAUGGAGGCCCAGGGCCCUUUGCCACUCCCAGCGAGGGCGGAACCUUGGCGGGUGGGCGGCCCCCGAUGCUGCCGGCGCGGCCGUCCCGCUCCCAGCGCACGGCCAGCGAAGACAUGACCAGCGAUGAGGAGCGGAUGGUCAUCUGUGAGGAGGAAGGCGACGAUGACGUCAUCGCGGACGACGGCUUCGGCAGCGCCGACAUCGACCUGAAGUGCAAAGAGCGGGUGACGGACAGCGACAGUGAGGACAGCUCUGGGGAGGACCCCGAGGGCGCCAAGGGCUUUGGCAGGAAGUUGUUCUCACCUGUGAUCCGGUCAUCCUCUUUGUCUACUGCCUUCACUCACUGCCGCCCACCCCUGGAGUCUGAACCCCCCGGAGCCCCUGACCCAUCUUCAGCUUUUUCCAAGGGCUACGGGCCCACGCCAUCCUCCUCCUCCUCCUCCUCUUCCUCCUUCCAGUUGGCCCCCGGGACCUUCAAGACCCAAGAGUCUGGUCGAGGUGUUGCCGCAGGGCCUCUUCGUGCCCAGCACUCUGUCGGGGGAGGCCCCCUGCCUCCUAAAGCCCGUUUUCCUCCUGUGGACCCAAAUGCUUAUCGGCGCAAGCGGCCAGAGAGCACGGGAGGGCCGGAGCCCCCUGGAUCCCAGUCUUUCCCCAGCCCCUCGGUCAUCGCCUCGCCUUCUGGAGGGGGUGUCCUGCAGGCCUUAGUGCUGCCCCCCGGGGGCAACCUGUACCCAGCCAAGGAUCCCCCAGAGCGGGAUGGGAGCGCAGCUGCCCGACUACCGUCGGCCACGGUGCUGGUGACGGCCCCCGCUUCGCUGGGGAGUGGAGGACUCACCUAUGGAGCCCCCCCAGCCCCCCCACGCCCCGCUCCAACCGUGGUGACCAAUGUGGUCCGGCCGGUCAGCAGCACCCCGGUGCCCAUUGCUUCCAAACCCUUCCCUGGGGCGGGGCGAGGUGAGGGGUCACCGGCCGAAGGAGGUGCCAAAGGGGAGGCGGGGGCUGGUCCCCGAGCACCGGGGGGCUCUCCGCUCGGUAUCGGUCUGGUCUACACCGAUAAAAAGCAAGCAGCCCCUACGGCCCCGCAUCUGGUGGCAGGGCCCCUUCUGGGGGUGGGCAAGGCCCCCACUGCCGUGACCAACCUUCUCGUGGGCACCCCGGGCUAUGGUGCCUCCGCCCCUCCGGCUGUGCAGUUCAUUGCCCAAGGACCGCCUGGUGGAGGGGGGACAGCAGCUGCAGCGGGGCCCCCCACUGGCAGUGGCCCAAAUGGCCCUGUGCCCCUGGGCAUCUUGCAGCCCGCCCCUCUAGGCAAACCUGGGGGCAUCACCCAGGUGCAGUACAUUCUGCCCACCCUGCCCCAGCAGCUGCAAGUGGCCCCAGCCCCGACGGUGCCUGGGCCCAAAGCUGCAGCUGUCGGGGGAUCAGGCCCCACGGCCAGCAUCCGCUUUGCCCUGCCACCAGGAACUGCCACCAACGGGAAGGUCCUGGCACCAGCCACCCCAGCCCCUGGGAUUCCCAUCCUGCAGCCAGUGCCCUCUGCCGCACCCCCCAAAGCCCAGUCAGUGUCUCCAGUGCAGGCCCAGCCCUCGGCAGGCUCCACCCAGCUGCUGCCUGGGAAGGUCCUGGUGCCCCUGGCGGCGCCUGGCAUGGCGGUGCGAGGUGGGGGGGCCAGCCAGUCUCUGCCCUUGGUGAGCCCACCCUUCUCUGUGCCAGUGCAGAACGGAGCCCAGCCAUCUAGCAAGAUCAUCCAGCUCACCCCGGUGCCAGUGACCACUCCUGGCAGCCUGGUGCCCCCACUCAGCCCGGCCACCCUGCCCAGUCCUGCCUCCCAGUCCCAGAAGGUCAUUCUGCCCUCUUCCACCAGGAUAACCUACGUGCAGUCUGCCGCUGGGCACGCCCUGCCCCUGGGCCCCGGCUCCUCCUCCAGCCAGAGCGCGGCUCCCGGCGCGCCGGCCUCCUACGGGCCGGCCAGCUCCGUGGCCCUGGGCUUCACCACCAUUGGGCCCAGCGGUCCUGCCAUAGUCCAGCCCCUGAUCUCAGGCCAAGCCCCGCUUCUGGCCCCAGGCCAGGUUGGCGUGUCACCAGUCCCCAGCCCCCAGCUGCCGCCAGCCUGCACCGGGGGUCCCGUCAUCACAGCCUUCUACCCUGGCGGGCCAGGGGGCCCCUCAGCCAUGCCCCUCCCUCAGCCAACCCCACCAGCCCCCGCCCCCCCGGGUCUCGUCUAUACCGUGGCCACCAGUGCUGCCCCUCCUGCUGCCAUCCUGCCCAAGGGCGGGGCACCCGCUCCUCCGGCCCCCACUGCCUCUCAGACCCCUACUAGUCCUUUCCCCAGUGCCACAGGCUCCGUGGCUUACAGCUUGGUGACCCCGAAAGCCCAGCGCCCCCCACCCAAGCCCCCGCAGAAAGUGAAGGCGGCCAUCGCCAGCAUCCCCGUGGGGUCCUACGAGUCGGGGGUCCCUGCCCGGCCGGGUCCCCUCCCCCGGCAGGCUGCAGAGCAGAGCGCCGCCAGGGAGAUGCCCCCAGAGGCGGAGGCCGACGGUCGGCCAGCCACGCCCGCGCCCCCACCUCCCCUGGAAACUUGGGUUCCGCCCGGCCGGGAGAGCUCCCGGGCCAGCCCUCCCCCAGGCCCGCCCGCCGAGGAUCGGGCAGGAGUCAAGGCACUGGAAAUGGCCGGCAAGAUUCCCAGCUCCCCUGAUUGGCGGAUUCCAGCCCUGGCACUGGAGAGCCGCGGGGAGCCCCCGGCUCCGCCCAGCCCAGCCCCUGCGCCUGGGGGCAGUGAAGGGGGUGGCGGGCGGCCUCCCGGGACCGGAGACACCCCAGAGCGGAAGGAAGCCCCCAGCAAGAAGGUGAAGGUUCGGCCUCCUCCGCUGAAGAAGACCUUUGACUCGGUAGACAACAGGGUCCUCUCGGAGGUGGACUUCGAGGAGCGCUUCGCGGAGCUGCCCGAGUUCCGGCCGGAGGAGGUGCUGCCCUCGCCCACGCUGCAGUCGCUGGCCACCUCACCCCGCGCCAUCCUGGGCUCCUACAGGAAGAAGAGGAAGAACUCGACGGACCUGGACUCGGCCCCAGAGGACCCCACCUCCCCCAAGCGCAAAAUGAGGCGUCGUUCGAGCUGCAGCUCUGAGCCCAACACGCCGAAGAGCGCCAAGUGCGAGGGUGACAUCUUCACCUUUGACCGCACCGGCACGGAGGCGGAGGACGUGCUGGGGGAGCUGGAGUACGAGAAGGUGCCCUACUCGUCGCUGCGCCGCACCUUGGACCAGCGGCGCGCCCUGGUCAUGCAGCUCUUCCAGGACCACGGCUUCUUCCCCUCGGCCCAGGCCACGGCCGCGUUCCAGGCGCGCUACGCGGACAUCUUCCCCUCCAAAGUGUGUCUCCAGCUGAAGAUCAGAGAGGUCCGGCAGAAGAUCAUGCAGGCAGCAACCCCCACAGAACAGCCCCCCGGUGGGGAGGCCCCUGGCCCUGGGCCUCCCCCCGCCAGUGCAGGGACCGCUCCCCCGCCCCCCGCCGAGGGCCCUGACUCGCCACCCCCUGCUCCGGACUCCUCAUCCUCCGUCCCUUCGGCUGCGCCUCCCCAAGCCUCGGAGCCAGCACCCAGUGACGCCGGCUGGGACGGGGCCGGCCAGCCUUCCCCUCCCCCACCCGGACCCUCCCCGGGGGGCAGGUGAGGGGUCCGCAGGGGAAGAUAAUCCCCCAAGAGGAGACAGACGGCCCCGAGCUGGCCCCGGGCACGGCGGUGCAGGGGGCCGAAAGCAGGGGGGGAGGGGGGAGCCCCGUAUGUGAAGCCUCUCUCCAGUGAACGGAGGAACAAGGUCCCCUCCUCCCACUGCUCCCCUCCCUGGGGUCUGGGAGGGGGGGGGCAGCGGUGGGCAGAGGGGGGACUCCGGCCCCCGCGGAGCCCCUGUACAUAACCUGGAGUUUGUUACCUUUCGAAUCUUUUCACUCUACUUUAUGCAAAAUGGCUCAUGAGGGCAGGACUGCCGGAGGGAAAGCUGGGAGCCCCCUCCCCCCGGGGGCCGCUGGGGAGAUAGCCCAGAACUGAGGGUGGUGGUGCCCACUUCUCUCUCUCCCCUCCCUCAAGGGGCUGGACUCAGGUUAGUUUGGGGGUAGGGGUGGAGGAUCAGGCCGGGGGGGGGGGCUCCUGCACUUUGGCCCGAGGUGGGGGGCAGGCAGGGUGUGCCCCUUUCCUCCUCACCUGCUCCCCCACCAGGCUGUACUUUCUAAGAAGGCAAUUUCCCUGUCCCCCACCCCCAUCCCUGGAACAAUACAUGUUGAUCAUGUGCAAUAUUUCUUACUGUGCCGAGAAGCCUCGAAGACCGAGAUUAAAGCUGUUUUAACACA
Molecule: messenger RNA, 6025 nt
Organism: Sarcophilus harrisii (Tasmanian devil)
Lineage: Eukaryota; Metazoa; Chordata; Mammalia; Dasyuromorphia; Dasyuridae
Gene: CIC
Product: capicua transcriptional repressor
Exons: 20
Coding region: 1-5352 (1783 amino acids)
Biological process (GO): regulation of transcription by RNA polymerase II
Cellular component (GO): nucleus
Molecular function (GO): DNA-binding transcription factor activity, RNA polymerase II-specific; RNA polymerase II transcription regulatory region sequence-specific DNA binding
Source: RefSeq, a predicted model, not a curated record